UUUAAUGAGUCCAUGGAUUGGCGCAAAAAGAUAGAUAUUGGUCCUAUUUAUAGUCAGGGGAUGUGCUCUGGAUGCUGGGCGUUCACCACCGCUCAAGUUGUUGGCGAUAGCAAGGCGAUUGCGACGGGCUCUCGCAUGGCUGUCAGCCCGUAUCAUUUGUUGUCGUGUGACAACCUGGACUCGGCAUGCAACACUGGGAACAUGGCCACGGCGUACGCGUGGAUCAAUGUGCAGCCUAAAGGCGUACUUGUCGCCACCGAUUUCCCCGAAGGAAGCAGUUGCGAGGUGGUAAAAUCGGAUCAGUCGCGAGGCGUGAAGAUUGAUGGAUACUGCGAAAUCCCACCUUUAGAGGGGGAAUCGACGCUCAUCAAUCUCAUGCGUGCGCUGCAGCAGCAAACGGUGGCGGUCGGCGUGAACAUCAAACCGCUGCAGUUGUAUGGCGGCGGCAUCGUGCGCCUACACGACUGCCCGCCGGCGGAUAGCGACCCGCUUCUCGCAAUUAACCACGCCGCUGUUUUAGUGGGCUGGGGCUACGACCAGCAGUCGAAACAAGGGUAUUGGAUAAUGAAGAACUCGUACGACUCGGAUUGGGGCGAAGAUGGAUAUGCCAAGCUCUCCAUGGAGCUCGGCGAAGGCGGGUACGGCACGUGCGGUUUGUACACGGAGCAAAAUUAUCCGCUG
Molecule: messenger RNA, 681 nt
Organism: Ostreococcus lucimarinus CCE9901
Lineage: Eukaryota; Viridiplantae; Chlorophyta; Mamiellophyceae; Mamiellales; Bathycoccaceae
Exons: 1
Cellular component (GO): lysosome
Molecular function (GO): cysteine-type endopeptidase activity
Source: RefSeq, a predicted model, not a curated record